This is a messenger RNA of Mangifera indica (mango), 1169 nucleotides long. RefSeq lists its product as uncharacterized. The coding region runs from base 195 to 707 and encodes 170 amino acids. NCBI's taxonomy places the organism in Eukaryota, Viridiplantae, Streptophyta, Magnoliopsida, Sapindales, Anacardiaceae. The transcript has 4 exons. The record is from RefSeq and is a predicted model, not a curated record.
UCUUCUGUUUUGGAAUGUUUAAAAGCCAACCCAUUCGUCGGAUGGGUUCCUUUUUCUCCUCUUCUCCCACAAAAAUCUCUUUUUUUCUCUCAGAUUUGUUCUAAACUCUCUCUAUUUUUGCUCCUUGAAACCCUCCUCCUCCUUGGAGGCAGCUAAGGCGUUGGUGUUCUGAUCUUUGAUUAAUUAAAGAGAAAAUGAACAUUUGCGCAUAUCACCAGAGGAACGCCAUGGGAGGAGGAGUCUAUGAGGAGGAGAGGAGCUUUUGUUCAGUGGUUUGCCCUAAGCCCCGUAGAUUAGGCCUCUUAAAUCCAGCCAUUAACGAUCAUAUCAGACAUAUGAGAUGGCCUGCAAAUCACCAUAGUGAGAUUGGAGAUUCUAAAGCAGGGACUGAACUACUGGAUAUGAUUCUUACUAAGGGAAGUUGUGGUGCCGAAAGAUCUGGUAAUCAGGUGGCUUCAUCACCGCCACCUUUUUUCAGCGGGUCACCACCUACUAGAACUUCAAAUCCUGUAAUCCUGGAUGCACAAUUUGGGAAUGAGAAGUUCACUCCCUCUUCGCCGUUGCCAUCACCUCUGUCUCCAUCAUCGCGAAUGGGAGGUGGAUGUGUAAGAAUGAAGUUUGGCCACAAACCUGCUGCUGUGAGGAUUGAAGGGUUUGAUUGUCUUAGCCGAGAUCGCCGCAACCACAGCAUCUCAGCUGUGGCAUAAACCACAGAGCUCAUCACAGGACAAACAAACCCAGAUGAGAAAAAAUGGCACAUUUUGUAGCAAAUUUUGGCAUGGCCAGAAAGGUGAAGUAGAGGAGGAUCUAAAUGGGCAAUAGUUGUUAAAUUAAUACUUGAAAUUUGUUGUAUAUCCAAGUCUAAGUCAAAUGGGGUGUUCUUGUUUGAGUAAUAUCUUUAGUCUUCCUUUUGGUGUCAUCAAAUCUUCCUCAUAAUAUUUGUGGAUGCAAGAAUAAAAGGAAAAGAAGAAAGGCUAGAAGAACCUGUAACUUUUCCCUGUAAGGUUUUUGUAUAUAGAUAAAAGGUUGAGAGUCUUGUUGAGAGCUAAUGUGAGGUUUCAUGGUGAAAAUUUGUAAUAUCAUGAUGUUCCUCCAUUGUCACUUUCAUCCUCCUGUUGUAAUUGUAAUUUGGAGGAAAAAGAGAGAAUUGAAUCCAUCUGUUUUCUUUA